Molecule: messenger RNA, 6759 nt
Organism: Callorhinchus milii (elephant shark)
Lineage: Eukaryota; Metazoa; Chordata; Chondrichthyes; Chimaeriformes; Callorhinchidae
Gene: vcla
Product: vinculin a
Exons: 23
Coding region: 75-3497 (1140 amino acids)
Biological process (GO): cell adhesion
Cellular component (GO): actin cytoskeleton
Molecular function (GO): structural molecule activity; actin filament binding
Source: RefSeq, a predicted model, not a curated record
ACACACACACCUUUGUCGUGUAUUCAGUAGCCGUCUCCUUUCCGAAGGGAAUAGGUCACACACGCACCGCCACAAUGCCUGUGUUUCAUACCAAGACGAUAGAAAGUAUUCUGGAGCCGGUGGCUCAACAGAUUUCUCAUCUGGUGAUUAUGCACGAAGAGGGCGAAGUGGACGGGAAGGCAAUCCCCGACCUGACCGGCCCCGUGGCCGCCGUCCAAGCCGCCGUCAGUAACCUGGUCCGGGUUGGAAAAGAAACUGUCCAGACGACUGAAGACCAGGUCAUGAAAAGAGAUAUGCCACCAGCUUUCAUCAAGGUUGAGAAUGCUUGUGCAAAACUUAUCCAAGCUGCACAGAUGCUGAAAGAUAAUCCAUAUGCUGUACCUGCACGUGAUUACCUCAUUGAUGGAUCAAGAGGUAUUCUCUCUGGAACUUCAGAUUUGCUUUUGACAUUUGAUGAAGCAGAGGUACGCAAAAUUAUCCGUGUUUGCAAAGGGAUCUUGGAGUAUCUCACAGUCGCCGAGGUGGUAGAAACUAUGGAAGAUUUGGUGACUUACACCAAAAAUCUGGGUCCAGGGAUGACUAAAAUGGCAAAGAUGAUUGAUGAGAGACAGCAGGAACUGACUCACCAGGAGCACAGGGUUAUGUUGGUAAACUCCAUGAACACAGUUAAAGAGCUUCUUCCUGUGCUCAUUUCAGCUAUUAAAAUUUUUGUGACCACAAAACAAUUCAAAGGUAAAGGAGUGGAAGAAGCUCUAAAAAACCGCAACUUCACCGUGGAAAAGAUGAGUACUGAGAUCAAUGAGAUUAUUCGUGUGUUGCAGCUCACAUCCUGGGAUGAAGAUGCAUGGGCCAGUAAGAAGGAUACAGAAACAAUGAGAAGAGCCCUAGCUAUGAUUGACUCCAAGAUAAACCAGGCCAAGAACUGGUUGAGGGAUCCGAAUGCCCUUCCUGGUGAUGCUGGGGAGCAAGCCAUCAAACAGAUACUGGAUGAAGCUGGCAAAGUUGGAGAGCUUUGUGCAGGCAAAGAACGUAGGGAAAUACUUGGAACUGCUAAAACUUUGGGCCAAAUGACUGAUCAAGUGUCUGACCUCCGAGCCAGAGGUCAAGGUGCAACACCUGUUGCCAUGCAGAAAGCACAGCAAGUCUCCCAUGGUCUGGACAUGUUGACAGCAAAGGUGGAAAAGGCAGCUCGAAAGCUGGAAGCUAUGACCAAUUCAAAGCAAGCCAUUGCUAAGAAAAUUGAUGCUGCUCAGAGCUGGUUGGCAGACCCUCAUUCAGGCCCUGAGGGAGAAGAACAGAUUCGUGGCAUUUUAACUGAAGCUAGGAAAAUUGCAGAUCUCUGUGAGGACCCCAAAGAACGGGAUGACAUUCUACGCUCUAUUAAUGAAAUAGGAGCUCUCACAGCCAAGCUGUCUGAUUUGAGAAGACAGGGUAAAGGUGAUACUCCAGAAGCCCGUGCUUUGGCGAAGCAAAUUGCUACCACAUUGCAGAAUUUACAGUUCAAGACAAAUCGAGGCGUGGCAAAUAGUAGACCAGUAAAGGCAGCAGUAAAUCUUGAGGGCAAAAUUGAGCAAGCACAUCGCUGGAUUGAUAAUCCUACUGUAGAUGACCGUGGUGUGGGUCAAGCAGCCAUCCGAGGGCUUGUGGCAGAAGGUCGUCGGCUGGCGAAUGCUAUGAUGGGACCUUACCGCCAGGAAUUGAGUGGAAAGUGUGACCGAGUGGAACAGCUCGCUGGACAACUUGCAGAGCUGGCGGUUCGGGGUGAAGGAGACGGCCCUCAGGCCAGAGCAGUUGCUGCACAACUACAGGAUGCAUUGAAGGAUCUGAAAGGCAAAAUGCAAGAGGUUAUGACCCAGGAAGUAUCAGAUGUUUUCAGUGACACUACAACUCCCAUCAAAUUGCUUGCAGUAGCAGCUACUGCUCCUCCAGAUGCACCCAAUAGGGAAGAGGUGUUUGUGGAAAGGGCAGCUCAUUUUGAGAACCAUGCUGCUAAACUUGGAGCUACAGCAGAGAAAGCGGCUGCUGUUGGAGCUGCCAAUAAAAGUACAGUGGAAUGUAUACAGACAGCUGUGAAGUCAGCUAGAGAGCUAACGCCACAGGUUGUUUCAGCCGCUCGGAUUUUGCUGAGUAAUCCCGGUAACCAAGCUGCUCAUGAACAUUUUGAGACGAUGAAGAACCAAUGGAUUGAUAAUGUUGAAAAAAUGACAGGUUUAGUGGAUGAAGCUAUUGAUACAAGGUCUCUGUUGGACGCCUCUGAGGAAGCCAUUAAGAAAGAUAUUGACAAGUGCAAAGUAGCCAUGGCCAAUGUGCAACCUCAAAUGCUGGUUGCUGGGGCAACUAGCAUUGCACGUCGUGCAAACAGGAUCCUGCUGGUUGCCAAGAAGGAGGUCGAGAACUCUGAAGACCCCAAGUUCCGUGAAUCAGUGAAGGCAGCAUCAGAUGAACUCAGCAAAACAAUCUCACCUAUGGUCAUGGAUGCUAAAGCUGUCGCUGGAAAUAUUUCAGAUCCUGGUCUGCAGAAAGGCUUCCUGGACUCAGGAUACCGAAUAUUAAGUGCUGUGGCAAAGGUUCGAGAAGCUUUCCAGCCUCAGGAGCCAGACUUCCCUCCUCCACCUCCUGAUCUGGAACAACUCAGUGUGAACGAUGAGGCUGCCCCUCCCAAACCACCACUUCCACUGGGUGAGGUUCCUCCACCACGGCCACCACCCCCUGAGGAAAAAGAUGAGGAAUUCCCUGAAGAGAAAGCAGGCGAGAUAGUGAAUCAGCCGAUGAUGGUGGCUGCUAGGCAGUUGCACGAGGAAGCCAGGAAAUGGUCCAGCAAGCCUGAUGUGACAGAUGAGGCUAAUGAAGCUGUUGAUGUAGAUGUGUAUGAUGAUGAUGAUGAUGAUGAUGACGAUGAUGUUGAGUUGACUCUUCCCUCUGACAAUGAAGAUGAGUACGAGCCUGAGCUUCUUUUAAUGCCUACAAAUCAGCCUGUUAACCAGCCAAUUCUGGCCGCUGCUCAGGCCUUGCAUCGAGAAGCAAGAAAGUGGUCCAGUAAGGGUAAUGAUAUCAUUGGUGCUGCUAAGAGGAUGGCCUUGUUGAUGGCAGAAAUGUCACGAUUGGUGCGUGGUGGCAGUGGAACCAAACGUGCCCUUAUCCAUUGUGCUAAGGACAUUGCGAAAGCAUCGGAUGAAGUGACACGACUGGCAAAGGAAGUUGCCAAGCAGUGUACAGAUAAGCGCAUCAGAACAAAUCUUCUGCAGGUGUGUGAACGUAUCCCAACCAUCAGCACACAACUUAAAAUUCUCUCCACUGUCAAAGCCACUAUGCUGGGUCGCACAAACAUUAGUGAUGAGGAGUCUGAACAGGCUACCGAAAUGUUGGUUCACAAUGCCCAGAAUCUGAUGCAGUCAGUCAAAGAAACUGUACGAGAAGCAGAGGCUGCUUCUAUCAAGAUCAGAACAGAUGCAGGAUUCACCCUCCGUUGGGUACGGAAGACUCCAUGGUAUCAGUAAACCAACAAGUUUGCAGGUCCCAUUCAUCUUGGUACAGUAUCAAAGAAUGGCCCAAAAGAACAAAACGCUCUAGAAUUAGAGUGUGGGGUGUGUGACGCAAACCAGAAAAAUAGUACUAUUUUAUUGUUAACAUAAUUGCUCUAAUCUAGAGCAUAUACUAACAAUUUUUUGCUUAUUAAUUAACAAUUAGGAUUGGUAUAUUCAUCUUGUGUGGACAUUUCUAUUGGACUCAGAAAAUUUGCAAAUAUUUUUCACUUCUACAGAAGUCAAAAUCGGGUAUAGAAUUACCAGUUUACCUCUAUGGGUGGCUUGAGAUUGAAUUGUAGUUAUUCAUCCUGUUUGAAAAAUUAUGAUUGGCAUUGGUGGCCUGGGAAAAAGCUUUCACUUUUUUACCUUGUGCUACUCCUUCAACUUGUGCUCACAAAUGAAACAAAAAUUAAUUUAAGUCUUCCUUUAGUACUGGUGAUCAAAGUGUAAGCUUAUGACUGAUGGGCAAUUAUAACUUAAUAUGAAGUAUGAGUUUUAGCUUUCUUAAAAGCAGGUAUAUGAAUGCAAGCUCUGUACACCAUUUUUUGUUACAAAGUUGAUCUUCCUCAAACCCUAAAAUUUUCUUACAUUGCUGAAAGUCAUUACACAGAAAUAAUCUAUGCUUGCGGUGGGUGGACCUGGAUUGGCAUACCAUGUAGUUGGGCAGUGUAGCUACUUGGCUGAUUCCUAACACUGUACAUGUCACCAUAUUUCAAACUCUUUAUUAUUUAAGAUUAUUGCAAAUAUUAUGCCAAAGAUUGUGUAUUUCCUUUUUGGGAGAACAUUUUGGAAUGGUUAUGCUGAGAUAGACAUGCUACCUAUCAUGUAACAUGUUCCUGGGGAAGCAAAACUUGCAUUGAAAUCAUUUUGGUUUAAUAGCUCCUAAACUGCUACAAUUGUGCCACAGUGUGGCCGUGAAGUAUAAACAACAAGGUUCAAUACUGGGAUAUAGUGCAGAGCUAAUUAAACCUUGAGAACCCCUAUUCCAAACUGGAAUCACACGUUUUUGUAUUAUUGUUAUUGGUAGAUAGUUCACUUCUGUUUUUUUAAAUAAGUACAAUAUUCUCUGGGUCACUUAUACUUAGAAUUGACAUAGAUCAGAAAUUGUAGUUUGAUAACUUGAUAUUUUUUUGAAAGAAAAAUGCCAUCUCUGGAACACUGCAUUAAUAACUUAAAAUCUGGACUUCAUAAAGAGUGCAUUCUAAAAAAAUCAAUAUUUAAAACAUUUCAAAUCUGUAAAAUUCAUUUUUAUUAAAUUUGAUUAUUUUUCAAAAUUAAAUUAAACAAAAAUCGAAGUUUAUCCUAAAAUAACAAAAGUUACACUGUAAACUGUAAUAAGUUGUUUAAACAAGCUGUUUCUAAUUGAAGUUAGGUAGCAGAUAUUCAAUUUAAGACAGAGCACAGGAAAUGUCUCAUCAAUACAGUACUUCUGGGUUUCUGUGCAAAGAAAAAGUAAGUGAAGUCAUGGCUAGUGUCAACUUUUUGUUGAGAUCAUUCAAUCAUUUCUUGGACUUUUUCUAAUGGGAAUUGUGAAAUUAAUGCUAUUUAAUAUAAAGAAUAUAUAACAUUGUCACAUACAAAUUUCACUUAAUGUGUUUUAUAACGUAUCAUUUCAUUUUGUGUUCAGACACUUUUCAUCAUAGUUUGAAUGAACCAGUAUUGUAAAAUUGCUUUAAUCUGAACUGAGUAUGAGUGCAUUCAAUGAAGUAUGAUCUAUACUGUUCAUAUAUAAUAGUUCUAAUGGAUAUAAUUUACACAUGUUCUACUUAUUUGGUGUCCUGGCAUAUUAUAAAAUGCGGGAAAUAUUUUCUUAAAUGUUUUUCUUUAAAUGCUCUCAGAAAUCUUGUAGCAUUAGCUGUUCUGUUAAAAUUCACUUCUAUUCAAAAAAAGUAAUUGAUGGAUUUUUUUGAAAAGAAUUUCUAAAAAUUAACUUUCUGAACUGUAGAAUGGCAGAGGUUGAUGCCACUGAUUAUUUGAGUAUUUAUACUCCAGCACCCUUAAAUGUUCUAAACUGGUAAGUUAUGUUCCCAAUAAUGAACAUUUUAAUUUGUGGCCUUACUCAUUUCGAAAGAAUUCAGAUGACAAUAGGGAUUCAAAAUGAGAUUUUUAUACUGUGCUUGCAAUUCAUCAGGAACGGUGAAUAUUUAUCUUAACACAUAUCUGACUUUGAAAAGGAGUCAACUUUAAGCAUGACUGCAGUUGAAAGUGUAAUAGUAUUUUAAUUGUUUCCUUAUGGGGCUUAGUUCUGCAUCAUGUAAGUUCACCAGCUCACUUUUUUUUGUCUGAAAACUGUAGUUAGGCUUAGUUUAAUUAUAUAAUGUUGGCUACACAUAUGCGCAUUCUACCAUCUUUCAAUCGCAUGGAGUCUGUUCAAUUUGAUCCAUUGCAAGUGAUAAAUAAGCUGACAAUGGUUCUCUACUGCUUGCUACCUUCUAUUACUUUCAGCACAUCUGCUGGCUUGUGUCAUCUAACUGCACCUUGGCCGGUUUCACUCGAUUCUAGAAACAAGGGAGUAAUGAAACUACAUGUAACUACUUGAUCUUUGUGCGAAGGGGUAAAUGCAUGACUUUACUACAGCUUGAAUGUAAAUAUAAACUCCUAACUGCUGUUGAAGCAGAAUUGAAGCCCAAUCAUGAAGUCAUUCCUUUUUGUAUUAUUCUUCUCUUGCUAGUUGAGAACACUUCUUUUGAGCAGUUUACUAAUUUGGCCACUUGGACAACGUCUUAAAAAUUAUGUGUAAAAGCUCUAUAGAUUUGCAAAUUAUGACUUAUUCACUACAUGUACAAAGUCAUUCAAUGGUGGAAUUAGUGGAUUAAACGACUGUCCAUUUGGACACUGCUCUUCCAUUACAUAAUUUACUCAUAAUUAGCAGGAGAAAGAUGUACUGAUAACUAGUGGCCGCAAAUAAGUGAUCAGAGGAAAAACAAAUAUUCUGUAACUGGAAUAGAAGCAAAACAAUGUAACCAAAGGAAUUAUCAGUGUUUUGUUUCUCUUAAAGAAACUACCCAAUUUUACAAUGGGAGAAUCAUGAAAUAUCUACUUUGUUCUUUUGGCAGUUACAGAACUCAUUUAUAAUUGAGUUAUUUUGGUCAGUGCGUGCGUGGAAUUUUGUUGUGGUUGACAGGAAACUGAAACCAUCAUUGGGAGUAUUUCAUUGGUUCUACUUCAGUUAAAGUGCAGUUAGUAGUUGCAUUAUCAGUAUCUGCAAUUUUUAAAAUAAAGUAUUUUAUAACUU